This is a messenger RNA of Penicillium cataractarum, 2163 nucleotides long. RefSeq lists its product as uncharacterized. Lineage: Eukaryota; Fungi; Ascomycota; Eurotiomycetes; Eurotiales; Aspergillaceae. The record is from RefSeq and is a predicted model, not a curated record. Gene Ontology annotation, cellular component: membrane. Gene Ontology annotation, molecular function: potassium ion leak channel activity. Bases 1 to 2163 code for a protein of 720 amino acids. Gene Ontology annotation, biological process: stabilization of membrane potential; potassium ion transmembrane transport. The transcript has 3 exons.
AUGCAGAAUGAGUUCCCACCACUCGCGGCCGCCGCGAACGCUACCACUGAACAAUUGUCACGAUGGGAGCGAUUCUCCAGUCGCUUUCACAUGCGACCUCCAGAGGACGAUGAGCCCCAGUCGUGGUGGAUUGCCUCGACUGCUAUUCCUCUCGUAGCUGCGGCUGCCGGGCCGCUUGCUAAUGUCAUGUCCAUCGUGGCACUUGUCAUGCCUUGGAGGAACACGAUUAUUUCCAGAGAGACAGGACCCGCCGGCACCUGGGUUGAGGAGGGAUAUAAUGAUCCCCACUGGGUCACUGCAAUGAAUGCCGUGUCGCUUUUCUGCGGUGUCGUUGGUAAUAUUUUCUUGCUGCUCAAUUUCACUCAAACCGUUCGCUAUAUAAUUGCAUUGCCCGUAACGAUCGUUACCUGGUUCCUUGCAACAGGCAUUCUCUGCGGACUUACAGCAUCCCUGUCUAUCUACAGCCCCCCGAUUCCACCAAAUGAAGUCUAUUCGCAAGCAUAUUGGAGUGCUGUCAUUGCUGCAAUACUAUAUUUUAUCCUGGGAUCUCUCUUGAUGAUUAACAUGCUAGGCUACUUCCUUGGAAAGUAUCCCCAGCACUUCUCCCUCACUGAUGACCAGCGGACCCUCAUUCUACAGAUGACUGGAUUUGUGGUCUGGCUUCUCAUCGGUGCGGCCAUAUUUCAACGAGUGUUGGAAAUCUCAUUUGCCGACGCGCUGUAUUUCUGCGAUAUCACCGUUUUGACCUUGGGCUUUGGUGAUGUGACCCCACAGUCUGCGGUGGGAAGAGGUCUGAUCUGGCCGUAUGCGGUUAUUGGAAUCAUCAUGCUUGGUUUGGUAGUCGGCAGUAUCCAUCAAUUUGCUCGGGAAGUUCAUUAUGACAACGUCGUGCGCAAGCAUAUUGAACAUAAGCGACAGACCACAUUCAACAGAACUGUCACGUUCGAACAGCUUCGCGAUGCUCGUGAGCCUCUAGAAAAGGACAUUGUUAUCCCGAAGCAUGCGAGCCACCGAUCCAAGGCUCAUCACAAUCGACAUCACCCGCAUCAUAGACACAGACCGAUCCACAAUACCAUCAAUUCCCUGGCUUCCGGUCGCCGUCCCAGAUUACUCGUCAUGAGGGAGGAGAAAGAUCGAUUUGACGCAAUGCGUGCGAUUCAAUACGAGACCAUGCGUUUCCGCCGCUGGAACGACUUGAUUAUCAGCAUAGUUGUAUACGCGAUCGUGUGGACGGGUGGUGCAGUUGUCUUCUGGAGACUCGAAGACAUAUCCUAUUUUGAUGGCUUGUAUUUUUGCUUCUGCUCGCUGAUCACCAUCGGCUACGGAGAUAUCACGCCGCAAUCAAAUGCCGGACGACCUUUCUUCGUCAUGUGGUCUCUGAUCGCUAUUCCGACGAUGACCAUGCUCAUCUCACAGAUGAGCGAUACCGUUGUUGCAGGAUACAAGCAUUCGACUGAGAAAUUCAGCGAUUAUUUCGUCAUGCCUCGCCAAGGAGCAUACAAAGGGAUCCUUGCUCGUGUUCCGAUUCUUCGACAGUGGAUACAGAUACAUCAGGAAAAGCAGCGGUUGAGACGCGGCUUCGAGGUCGGUACGGAGGCUGACGAGGCAGCCGAAACGGAGGAUAGAGCUUCGGUAGCCUCAAAUACCCAAGAAAGGGCGCCAGUCGUGCCGCUUCGUCAUCGAUCAGGCGAUGGUCAUCCGCUACGAACUAUUGAGGAGCUCGCUCGCGAUGCCAAUCCAUCUCCAUUCGAACUCGCGCAGCAACUUGCUUUUGCUAUCCGUCGCACUACACACGAUGCCCGAGAAGGAAAGCGAAAAAGGUACACCUAUGAGGAAUGGGUCGAAUUUACUCGCCUCAUUCAGUUUACCGACCCGAAUUCACGACCGAGCUCGGCUGUGGAUCGUAAUCACCCUUUCCACAGCGGUACUAGCGUCGAUGAAGAUGAAUACGGCGUCUUGAAUUGGGACUGGAUCGGUGAGAAUAGUCCCAUGUUGGCGCACCAGUCAGAACCAGAAUGGAUUCUGGAUAGACUCUGUGAGAGCUUGGUCCGGUAUGUGUCGACGCAGGAGCAGGCCCGGGCUGUAUCACGAGGUCAAAACGACGAUGCAGUAGAAGAGCCUACCUUGAAGAAGGAGAGGGAUUUGGGAAUUGAAGAGGCCUGA